AUGGCGGACGACAGGCCCGAGAACGCGCCGGAGGCGUGCCCGGGAACCGCGAGCGCGCGCGCCGGGCGCGAGGCGUCGUGCGCGGGGUGUCCCAAUCGCGCGGCGUGCGCGUCGGGCGAGGCGGCGAAAGCGCGCGAGGGCACCGACGCGGACGCGACGCGCGUCGCCGAGCGCCUGCGCGGGGUGCGGCGAAAGAUAUUGGUGCUGAGCGGCAAGGGCGGGGUCGGGAAGAGCACGUUCGCGGCGCAGUUGGCGUUCGGGCUCGCGGGACGAGGGAAAGAGGUUGGACUGCUGGACGUGGACAUCUGCGGACCGUCGGUGCCGACGAUGUGCGGCGACGCGGAGGCGGAGGUGCACAAGAGUAACUCUGGGUGGUCGCCGGUGUACGUGGAGGAGAAUCUGGCGGUGAUGUCGAUCGGGUUCAUGCUGCCGAAUCGAGACGACGCGGUGAUUUGGCGAGGGCCGAGGAAGAAUGGUUUGAUCAAGCAGUUCUUGGCGGACACGGAGUGGGGGGAGCUGGAUUACUUGAUCGUCGACGCGCCGCCCGGGACGUCGGACGAGCACUUGAGCGUGGUGCAGUAUUUGAAGGAGGCGGGCGUGGACGGCGCGCUGGUGGUGACGACGCCGCAAGAGGUGGCGGUGGCGGACGUGCGCAAGGAGCUCAACUUUUGCAAAAAGACCGGCAUCAAGGUUUUGGGGGUGGUGGAAAACAUGUCCGGACUUCGCGUGCCCAUGCGCGAGAUGUCGUUCGUGAACGAGGACACGGGCGCGGAUGAGACGAGUCGCGUGCGCGAGCUUUUGGCGACGCACGCGCCCGAGCUCGCGGAUUCGCUCAGCGCGCGCACGGACGUAUUUGCGCCCUCGAAAGGCGGCGCCGAAGCCAUGUGCGCGCAGUUCAACGUGCCGUUUCUGGGUAAAGUUCCACUCGACCCAGCCAUCUCCAAGGCGGCGGAGCACGGCAAGAGCGUCUUCGAUCCCGAGCUUCGCGUCGCGUCGGCGGGCGCCGUCGCCGCCAUCGUGGCGGGUGUCAUCGCCGCCGCGGGCGAAUGA
Molecule: messenger RNA, 1050 nt
Organism: Ostreococcus lucimarinus CCE9901
Lineage: Eukaryota; Viridiplantae; Chlorophyta; Mamiellophyceae; Mamiellales; Bathycoccaceae
Exons: 1
Coding region: 1-1050 (349 amino acids)
Biological process (GO): iron-sulfur cluster assembly
Cellular component (GO): cytosol
Molecular function (GO): ATP-dependent FeS chaperone activity; ATP binding; 4 iron, 4 sulfur cluster binding
Source: RefSeq, a predicted model, not a curated record